Danaus chrysippus (African queen) is the source of this 369-nucleotide messenger RNA. The record is from the annotation of a GenBank genome assembly. Lineage: Eukaryota; Metazoa; Arthropoda; Insecta; Lepidoptera; Nymphalidae.
AUGAAGGUAGUGAUAAUUUUAGCGACACUAGUAACAGUGGUCUUGACACAGGAAAAAUAUAGCUCUGAUCUUGACAAUUUUAACAUUGAUGAGUUAUUGGAGAACGAUCGGCUUUUGGAAGCUUAUGGCAAAUGCCUCGUGUACAGAGGACCCUGCACUUCACAAGGAAAGGAAUUUCGAAAACUAAUGCCAGAAGCAAUUAAAACAACUUGUCUUAAGUGCACUCUGAAGCAACGUGAAAUGGUCCGAAAAGCAGCUAAAGCUCUUAAGGUUAAAUGGCCUAAAAUAUGGAACGAGCUAGUAAAACAAGAAGAUCCUAAAGGAGAGUUUAAACAAAAGUUUGAAGAUUUCCUUCAGAGAUCCGAUUAA